UACAGAACAAUCUCGGCCGAAAUAAGUGCAGGUUUCAGACCAUUUUAUAAAACUAUGUGAUACCUUAGAAACUAGAAAAAUUGUAUUAAUUUUGUAACCUUUGGCAUUAAUUAACUAAUUAUUCCCAUAAUCGCACCAAUAAUUGCCGUUAGCAAUUGAUAAAUGACCUCUCAUUAUCAUACAAGGUUAUACUUAUGAAGUGCCAAACAACAGUUAUAACAACACAAUGAACGUGCACCUAACAACACUUCUUUUCUUGUACGUCGACUUUCAUAUAGAAGCUGCUCAAAUUUUGGGCGUCUUCCCAUUUCCGGCCCACAGCCAUUUUCAACUGGGCGAUAGAAUUGUUAAAGAAUUAGUGAGCAGAGGGCAUAAUGUCACCGUCAUAUCUCCAUACAAAGAGAAGUUACCAAUCCAAAAUUUCAAUCAAGUGAUUGUUGAUAAUGUGUUUGAAAAGGCCGCAGAAAUGAAAAAAGGCCUCUUAGGUCAUACUGGUUAUAACUUUCUCCGACGAAUCACUUUCUUAGACAAUUUGGGCUUAACUUAUACGGAACUAGCGUUAAAUAGUACAAACGUGAAAAACUUUUUGAAGGAGCGGAAUCACUUCGACUUGGUGAUUAUUCAACAUUUCAAAAGCGACGCCUAUAACGGAUUUUGUCAUCGCUAUAAGGCGCCUUGCAUUGCAGUUAGUCCGCUGCCAGUACCAAGCUGGUUUAGCAAUAAAGUGGGACUUUCGGCUCCUUCAUCGUAUGUCCCACAGCUUACGGUGAGUUACGGGAGCAAAAUGGAUUUCGUGCAACGAUCAUUCAACUCAUUUGUCUCUCUGCUCGAAGAAAUCUCGCAUCGCUUCUACUUGUAUCCAGCACAUAAUCGUUUACUACAAACGUAUUUCCCUGGCGCUCCACACUUGGACGACCUGUACCAGAACACAUCCCUAAUUCUUUAUAAUGGGCACGUAAGCGUAAGCGAGGUGUGCCCGAAUAUGCCCAACACAAUUGACAUCGCAGGUUAUCACGUCGCUACCCCAAAAGGACUUCCUGACGACUUGAAAAAGUGUUUGGACAAUGCAACUGAUGGAGCCAUUUACUUUAGCAUGGGAUCCAACUUGAAGAGCAGCAAUUUCCCUAGCGACCUGAGAAACACAAUGCUGGACGCAUUUGCUCAACUGAAGCAAAAAGUCUUAUGGAAGUUCGAGGAUGAUUUGGUAGAUCAGCCUGACAAUGUCCUAAUCCGCCCGUGGUUCCCACAACAAGAAAUUUUGGCUCAUCCAAACGUUAUCCUCUUCAUAACACACGGUGGUCUCCUCAGCACAAUUGAAUCGGUUUAUUUUGGCAAACCGAUCUUGGGACUGCCCGUAUUCUCAGAUCAAGGCCUAAACUCGGCACGGGCGGAAGAUGCCGGUUAUGGCAGGUUUAUUCCUUUCGGAAAAGUGAGUGGCGAAAAUUUUCGCGAAAUUUUAAACGAAAUGAUUCAAAAUCCCCGGUAUAUGAGUAACGCGAAGGCUAGGUCGAGGAUUAUGCACGAUCAACCACUUCCCCCAAUGGAAAGGGCUAUAUUUUGGAUUGAAUACGUUUUACGUCAUCGCGGAGCGCCCCAUCUGAAAUCACCCGCUUUGUCUUUAAAUUGGUUUCAAUACUUUCUGCUCGAUGCCAUCUUGGCGUUUGCAGUUUGUUGUUGGCUCACUGUGUUUGCACUUAGAAGAUUGUUGCAACAUUUUAAUUUCACUACAAAGAAGCUAGAGGAAAGUUAAGUGCAAGUGCCUACAUAAAUAAAUGUAUUCAACCAACAGGUGCUUUAAGUUGAGACAUUGGUAUUGGAAAUGAUCGUGUUAAUAAUUUACUUACUUAAACAACUCAUAAAAUAAUUAUUACAAAGGU
Photinus pyralis (common eastern firefly) is the source of this 1877-nucleotide messenger RNA. Its product is annotated as 2-hydroxyacylsphingosine 1-beta-galactosyltransferase-like. Lineage: Eukaryota; Metazoa; Arthropoda; Insecta; Coleoptera; Lampyridae. Bases 227 to 1750 code for a protein of 507 amino acids. The record is from RefSeq and is a predicted model, not a curated record. Gene Ontology annotation, molecular function: UDP-glycosyltransferase activity. The transcript has 4 exons.